UUCCUUCAACACUGGAUUAUUGUCAUUAGCAAGAAAAGUUUUGAUACGUAAAUAUCCCGACCACAAGAAAAGGCCGGUGGUGUGAGUGGGUGGGGCAAUGGAGUCCACUCAACCAUGCAUCUCAUGGACCCAAUUAAGAGUGUUCUAACAUAAUUAUACACAUAGAGAUUAUCAUCCGUAUGUAUGUAUGUAUGUAUGUAUGCUGAUUUUGUAUUAUGAUGAAUUUGAAUACAUUUUGUGAUCUUGUGUGUGUGCAUUGGGUGCAUGAUGUGAGAUCAAUUUCAACAUGGUAUGGAGUGUUGUUAACAUGGAGGGUGACAUUGUAUGAGUGUGUGUUGUCUGUAUCUCAGGCAACUGGUCAGAGGGCUAGCAAUAGAGUGGGUGUAGAAUGUUGCUAGGCAAUAUAGCCACAAGUAUGUGUGUACCAUUAUGGUCUAACCAUAAUCAAUACUUUGAUCCUAUGAAUAUUGUUGUGCAUGCAUCACCUGACCUGUCACUGUGAGAGCUGUGAGUCUAUAGCUGCUUUUGCCAAACUUUGAGCUUUUCUUUCUACUACUAAACACUUUUCUAAAGUUUUGUGUCAAUGGCUGAGAGGCCGAGUGCUGCUCAAGAAGCUCUCUCCAAAGUGGAGGACCAGCUGUCAUGCCUAGUCUGUCUGGAGCCCUACACCAACCCUCGACUGCUCUCCUGUUUCCACGUCUACUGUCAACAUUGUCUCGAGGAUAUAGUUACCCACAAUCGACAAGGCCAGCUGGAAUGCCCCAAGUGUCGCCGGCCCACCCCCCUACCUCCCACUGGUGUGAGUGGCCUCCAGGCUGCCUUCAAUGUGCACCAUCUAUUUGACAUCCAGGAAACACUCAAGAAGAUUAAAGAGCCUCAGAAAUUGGCCUGUGAGAAAUGUUCUGUUACCAAUCGUAAAGCCACCAGCUUUUGCCGACAAUGCACCAAGUUCAUCUGCGAGAAGUGUACCGAUAUGCACAAAGAAUGGGACGAGCUCAAGAAUCACGAAAUUGUUACUAUCCAAAAAGUAGAGGGGGAUUUGAUUCGCUUGGUCUCCCCAAAGAAGACGUCCCCUCGCUGCCCUAAACACGACGAGAAAAUGAAACUUUAUUGCGAACCUUGUGGGGAGUUGAUUUGCCGAGAUUGCAUCAUUCAUAUACACAAAGACCACAAGUACUGUGUGAUUGCCGACACCUUUGAGAGCCACAAGAAAGAGAUCCUGGACUCCCUGGGACCCGUUGAGAAACAGCUAGAGGCCACCGACACAGCUCUCGUUAAUCUGGAUGGACGGCAUGCCGAAAUUGUUGAACACGGAGGAAAACUUGCGACCAAUAUCCACUCGAAAUUUAAUGAGAUUCGUCGAGCUGUUGAUGCUCGUGAGGGGGAGCUUAUGGCGGAGUUGGAAGGCCACACCCAACAACAGCUCAAGAGCCUCUCUGCUCAGCGAGAGGAGGUGGAGAUCCUCCAAACCCAACGUAGCAGCUGCCUGCAUUUCGUGAGGGAAAGCAUUCGUACCGGGUCUCCAGGAGACGUGCUGAAGAUGAAGCAAGGUGUGGUGAAGCAAGUGAGAGAGCUGGUGGACACCUUUGACCCCAACACCCUAGAGCCUCGUGAGACAACCAACACCUGUUUUGUGCCUUCUGCUCAGCUAGUCAAAGAGUGCAAAGAAUUUGGAACCAUUGGCAUACCAUCAGUAACUGUCACCCCUACAAAAAGACCCGACAAGACCAGAGUGCAAGUAGUUGCCAGUCUUCAAACUUCAAACAUAAAUCAUCAGCUGAUCCAAAUUCCGUCCUCAACCAUUAAAGUCGAACUUAUAUCAAAAUCAACGAAUCAGACAACACAAUGUAUUGUGAAGGAACGAGGGAAGGGAGAGUACGACAUCUCCUACCAGCCGAUAGUGGGUGGGGCCAGCGAGCUGAUCGUGAGAGUGGGUGGAGAGGAGGUGGCAGGAAGUCCAUUCCCUGUGGCAGUCAAGACUCCGUUCGAUAAACUAGGAACUGUUAUCAAGACUAUCAAUGAUCUCAAAGCACCUGAUGGAGUGGCACUCAACCAAGCUGGGGAGAUAAUUGUGGCUGAACACGAUGCUGGUAUUGUCUCGAUAUUUAGCCCCACAGGAGACAAGCUGCGAACAUUAGACACUCGAGGCACAGCUGUUGGGGAAAUGAAGUAUCCUCGUGGUGUGGCAGUGGACGGUGAUGACAAUAUUCUGGUGGUGGAUUAUGGUAAUCAUCGACCGUUGAAGUUCUCACGUGGAGGAGACCUGAUAGCAGCAGUUGGUAGUCAUGGCGAUGGUCCUGGACAGUUUAACUAUCCUUUUGGUGUUUGUGUCAACAGUGUCAAUGGGAAGGUGUAUAUGGUUGAUAACGGUCUUAACUGUGUUCACAUCUUCAACUCUGACCUCACCUUCUCCAGCAAGCUCGGCAGUGAAGGCAGUGGUAAUGGACAGUUUAACCGUCCCCAUGGCGUUGCAUCCGAUCGUAGUGGUUGUGUGUAUGUGGCUGAUUAUUAUAAUUAUCGAGUGCAAGUCUUCACACCCGAUGGUGGCUAUCUGAGGCAGUUUGGGAAGUAUGGCAGUGGAAAUGGAGAACUUGGCCUCCCUGUCAGCAUCUGUGUGGACAGUGAUGAUCUGGUGUAUGUGGGGGAGUGGGGGAACAAUCGUGUCUCAGUGUUCACGUGUGAGGGAGUGUUUCUCAAGUCGUUUGGAUCAUAUGGAUCUGGACCAGGACAGUUCAACGGUCCUUAUGGCAUAGCAGUAGACCAGUGUGGUGUGGUGUAUGUGUCUGAUCGUGGCAACAAUAGAGUGCAAAUAUUUUCUUAGUUUAUUUUUGUUAUUAAAUUUUGUUGAGUUAUUGUAACAUUGCUAAUGAAUAUUGAAAUUGAAA
Molecule: messenger RNA, 2885 nt
Organism: Halichondria panicea
Lineage: Eukaryota; Metazoa; Porifera; Demospongiae; Suberitida; Halichondriidae
Product: E3 ubiquitin-protein ligase TRIM71-like
Exons: 2
Coding region: 584-2821 (745 amino acids)
Molecular function (GO): zinc ion binding; protein binding
Source: RefSeq, a predicted model, not a curated record